CCCUAAACCCCAUAGGAAACAACUCUUUCAUUUCACCCAACAACCGAUACCCAGACGAAAAAAAAAAAGAGCUAUCUAGUUUUUCAUUGUUCUCACUUUAACCACAAAUCUCUGAAGAUCUUUUCACUGAAGUCCCUUACUCUGAUAAAGUCAUCAUGUGUGGAGGUGCGAUUAUCUCCGAUUUCAUUCCCCCGACGCGGACGCGACGCCUGACGGCUGAUUACUUGUGGCCUGAUCUGAAAAAUUCCGGGUCCAAAAAGAGGUCGGGUAAAAGGUACUCGAAGCCGGUGAUCGAUUUGGAUGAUGACUUCGAGGCUGACUUUCAGGAGUUUAAGGAUGAGGAAACCGAUGUCGAUGACUUCGAUGAUGUUGAUGAUGUUUUGGCUGACGUUAAGCCCUUUGCUUUCUCUGCUACAAAGAAACUAGCUUCUGCUGCCUCUCGUGUUAUUGAAGGUUCGAACUUUGUAAAAUCUGCGGAAUUCAGUGGUCAAGCUGAGAAAUCUGCAAAAAGAAAGAGGAAGAACCAGUACCGUGGAAUUCGACAGCGUCCAUGGGGUAAAUGGGCUGCUGAGAUCCGAGACCCAAGGAAAGGGGUUAGGGUCUGGCUAGGAACUUUCAAUACUGCUGAAGAAGCUGCGAGAGCUUAUGAUGCUGAGGCCCGAAGAAUUCGCGGUAAGAAAGCAAAGGUGAACUUCCCUGAUGAGGCUGCGCGUACUUCUCCAAAGCGUGCAGUUAAGGCAAAUUCUCAGAAAUCACUUUCCAGGUCAAAUUUGAGCCCUGUUCAGCCAAAUCUCAACCAGAAUUUCAAUUACUUGAGCAAACCAGAGCAGGACUACUUUGAUACCAUGGGUUUUGUCGAAGAGAAGCCAUCAAUGGAUCAGUUUGCAUAUGUGGACCCUCUUCCUGUGUCUGAAGAUGUUGGAUUGAAACCCUUCGCUCAAUCUGACAAUGCCCCCUUGUAUUUUAAUUCAGACCAGGGAAGUAACUCCUUUGAUUGCUCUGACUUUGGCUGGGGGGAACAGGGUGCCAAGACUCCUGAAAUAUCAUCUAUUCUUGAAGCUUCUAUAGAGAGUGAUGAGUUUGUGGAGGAUGCAAACCCUAAGAAGAAGCUGAAACCAAGUUCUGACAAUGUUACGCCUACUGAAGACAAUUCUGCAAAAAGUUUGUCUGAUGAGCUAUUGGCUUUGGACAAUCAGAUGAAGUACUUUCAAAUGCCAUUUAUUGAGGGGAACUGGGAUGCCUCAAUUGACGCCUUCCUCAAUGGAGAUGCGACACAGGAUGGUGGAAACCCAAUGGAUCUUUGGAGCUUUGAUGACUUCCCUUCCAUGGCUGAGGGUGUUUUCUGAGCAAACUUCCGCUACUUACUAGUUUUUGUAAAUAAGGCAACAUGAAUUGGUCAAUCUGUUGUGAAGUUGGAGUAAAACAGCUAUACAUGCUUAUGCCUUGUCCGAAUGUUUACAGAGGCUUUUAGUAUGUUCCCUUUUGUCUAUUAGACAUUGAACUGCAGUGUUUAAAUUUGAGUAACUGUAUCUGUGAUCAUGUGUGAUUUGUGAUGAAAUACUGAAAGCAGAUGAAUGUUUAACCA
Theobroma umbraticum is the source of this 1585-nucleotide messenger RNA. Its product is annotated as ethylene-responsive transcription factor RAP2-12-like. Gene Ontology annotation, molecular function: DNA binding; DNA-binding transcription factor activity. Gene Ontology annotation, biological process: regulation of DNA-templated transcription; ethylene-activated signaling pathway. Lineage: Eukaryota; Viridiplantae; Streptophyta; Magnoliopsida; Malvales; Malvaceae. The record is from RefSeq and is a predicted model, not a curated record.